AUGGCGUUCGAGUUUUUUGGCUAUUCUAUUCAAAGACCAAAAAGAGUUUGGGCAGUUCAUUAUCAUGUCAAGGCAAAACAUCUUGUCGAUCUUAUUCGUAAGACUUUCAUUCCCACUUUCUCUCACGAAACGUCAAAACAAAGUUGCCUCCCAAUUACUACAUGUUGCCGAGACGACUCCGGAACAACGAGAUCAUUUGCUAUUGGAUUGAUCCUCUCUGCCAAGAAACUCCGUCUUCAAGGAAUAAUAUUCAAGUCGCAUAAGAAGGCAGAGACACAUUUUUGGCCCUACGUAGCUUUUAUGGGUUGCCUUAUGAACGAUGAAGCGGAUGCGAUGUUCCCAGGAGAGAAAGGAAUCAUAGAAAACUAUUUCGGAACAGGUAAGGAAGUCUCUCAAUUCUCCAAAGGGAUCUGUAAAGGGAUCGUAUUCAACCCGACUGAGAGUUAUCUCGCCAAUGUGUUUGAGGGUGUUAACAAGUAUACUUCAAAAGGUUAUCAUGUACAAUGGGCAGGUUUCAGGUACACCCACUUUGAUUCUCCUUGGACUUGUUUAUCAUCUUCUGCUGCUUUUACGCUUAUCGUACUUGCAAUAAUCCAGAUUUUCUUCACAUCCUAUGCUUAUUUCCACCCUCCACAAAGCAAGUAA
Arabis nemorensis is the source of this 645-nucleotide messenger RNA. Lineage: Eukaryota; Viridiplantae; Streptophyta; Magnoliopsida; Brassicales; Brassicaceae. The record is from the annotation of a GenBank genome assembly.